This is a messenger RNA of Rhodofomes roseus, 549 nucleotides long. RefSeq lists its product as uncharacterized. Lineage: Eukaryota; Fungi; Basidiomycota; Agaricomycetes; Polyporales; Fomitopsidaceae. The coding region runs from base 1 to 549 and encodes 182 amino acids. The transcript is spliced from 2 exons. Gene Ontology annotation, molecular function: dipeptidase activity. The record is from RefSeq and is a predicted model, not a curated record.
AUGUGGAGUUCGCUGAGUACGUGCGCGUUCCUUGCGUACUCGAUUGUAUCGGUCCUUAGGCAGCAGAUCAAGCCUACGCGCCAUGUGCAUGGCGUCGUGAGCAGGAAGCAUUGGGCACCUAAGAAUACGUUCAUUCCGGACUACGCGAAGAUGCGCUGCAUCGUGCGGGCGCCCCGGGGUGAAGUAAAGGCUCUGCGGGAGCGCGUCAAGGCAUGCUUGGAGUGCGUCUGUUCCCUCCUUCUCGCUCCGAAUGAAGGAAGGCUGAUGGCGCGCUCGCCUUUGCGUCUCAAGAGACGCUGCUCAUGCGAUGGACAGUCAUCCCGGCGCAGCUCCCCCUCCCUCCACCUGAAGUUCAUCCCCACGGAGCCCAACGGCGGCGACCACACGCCCCAGUUCACCAAGGCCGCGGGUAUGCUCGAGGUGCACUGGCUCGUGAUCAAGACGAUCAAGGCACUCGCGCUGACGGGCUUCCGAGUCGUGGACGAUGCAGAGUCCGUUGAAAACGUGCGUAGAUUUGUUUCUCCUUUGCAUUCUGAACGUGCGGGUUGA